This is a messenger RNA of Catharus ustulatus (Swainson's thrush), 5656 nucleotides long. RefSeq names its product uricase-like. Bases 602 to 1684 code for a protein of 360 amino acids. Gene Ontology annotation, cellular component: peroxisome. Gene Ontology annotation, molecular function: urate oxidase activity. The record is from RefSeq and is a predicted model, not a curated record. Lineage: Eukaryota; Metazoa; Chordata; Aves; Passeriformes; Turdidae. Gene Ontology annotation, biological process: urate catabolic process; purine nucleobase catabolic process. The transcript has 7 exons.
AAUCGGCUGAUGCUUUUUUCAACUAUUUUAAAAAUGCGUUAGCAUUUCUCUUAGGAACAAACAUGGCUGAAUUGAGCAAUUUCACAUCUGAUAAUCUGUUAGCAACUCACAUAUAAAAAGCUUCAGUUUAUAUAUUUUGGUGUGGAAAAUCAUCUUUCUUCCUCUUCAUUAUGCCUACAUGAAAAGGGGCUGAUUUACAUUAAAAGCUGUUGAUAUAGAGUAUGGGAUAUUUCAGCCUCAUGGACAGUCUAGCGCAAUGAGCUCUGGAUAUUUUCCUCACAACCUUUGCAGAAUUUUGUCAUCUUGCUAGUACAGCCUCUCCAACACCAUAAGAGAUGUGUAAAUAGGGUGUGUUUGACAGAAGCAGGGUAAAAAUAAUAGGGCUUAAUGCAAAUAAAACCAAUGAUCCAGGAAAAGAGACUCAGUGAAGGUCUAUAAAGUCAGGACUAAUUCACAGAUGACAAACAAGAGACUAGUUCACAGUGACUCCUGUUCUAUAAACUGUCCCCCAGAAAAUUUUAAAAUUUUAUCACAGCUGCUACUAAUACAAUAAUAAUCUCCUAAAGCAUUUUUUCUUCCCAUCAGGACUCUGCAAUUUAUAAUGAAAAUAUUCUCAUUACCACAGGUAACUACAAAAAUAAAGGCCAUAAGCACUGUUUCACUGACAUUGUUUCAUGACAGCUUAACUCAGCCUUCCACUGCAUUUCUUUACAACUGUCACAUGUUUUCUUUGCAGAUCAAGGACAUUGAAGUCCUCAAUUGUGAAUAUGGCAAGAAUACAAUUAAGUUCCUUCGCCUUCAUAGAGAGGGAAAGAAGCAUUUCGUUAAAGAAGUGGAAGUGUGUGCACAUCUCCGGCUGACUUCUCCCCAGGAGUACCUGGAAGGAAACAAUUCUCAUGUGAUACCUACAGACACCAUAAAGAAUAUUGUCCUUGUGUUGGCCAAAAAAAAUGGGAUCCCAAGUUUAGAACAAUUUGCUAUAGAUAUCUGCAAUCACUUCAUGACAACAUUUUGCCAAGUGGCGUACGUCAAAACCUACGUUCAAGAAGUACCAUGGCAACGUCUGCAUGAGGAUGGCGUUCCCCACAUCCACUCAUUCAUAUGUGUUCCUGAUGGGAUUCGCUUUUGUGAAGCUGAGCAGUGCCGGAAUGGUCCUCUGGUUGUCUUUGCUGGAAUUAAGGACCUGAAGCUUAUGAAGACAACGCAGUCUGGAUUUGAAGGCUUCUAUAAGAAUGAACACACCACACUUCCUGAAAGGCAUGACAGGAUUCUGUGUGGAGAGCUCUUCUGCAAGUGGUCAUACGGCGAAUGCAAGGAUUUUGACUUUGACUGCAUAUGGAAGAAAAUCCGUGAAUGUAUCCUUGAAGCCUUUGCCGGACCACCUGACUGUGGGGAAUAUUCACCCUCUUACCAGAAAACUGUCAACUGUAUCCAGAUGCUUGUUCUUUCCAGAGUGUCACAGGUACAGGUCAUAGAAGUCGUCUUGAACAACACUUUUUAUAAUGUUGUAGACAUGAAGAAUCUAGGCUUGAACAAUGACAAAGAAGUUUUGGUUCCAGUGGAAGCUCCUUAUGGUUCCUGUGCUUGCACACUUGGCCGGAAGAAGUUUUUUGAAGCACAAGGCCACAUGCUGAGAGAUGAGAGGAAAUGUCAGUUUGGACUGGCAGCUGCCCAGGGAAACUAAACCUCUUGGCUAUACUCAACCUUCCUGAUAAACUUAAUAGCAUGGCUUUCCUAUCAAUGUUUACUCCUUAUUGGCCUCUUCCAUUGCUGGCUACUUUUCCCUCUAUGAACUCCUGAACAUGGGACAUAUGAAGGACCCUCAGGAAAUUGGAACUCAAAGCCUGUCCCUGAAUUCCAGUGUGAUUUGCAGACUGAAGUACCCUAAGCUCUUUGGAAAAUCCCAGCUGGAAAUAUUAUAGUAAAUUAAUUUUAAACUAGCUAUUCCCAGACCCUUUAAUGAAGCAAUUAAUUUGAUGUCUGUAGCAUGCUUUUGACAUGUAAAAGCAGGAAAUCUCUGUAUUCUCUUUAUUACUAUUUCUUCAGUAAAAUGACUAUACAGACACGAGACCUGCUGUUUCAUCGGCAUAACCUGUCAUGACCUUGAUGCCACACUGAUCUACAGAGCUGAGGUUCUGAUCCAGUGACUGAACAUGGAAUCAGUCAGAAUCAGGAUUUCCCUGUGCAGGAAAUGAGAAACAGAAAGAAAAAAAAAGCAUAUCUCAUAUUUCCUUUGUGAUGUGAAUAGUUAACAGCUGUUGACUACUUUCUCUGCAUGUACUCUGACUGCAGGUCUGCUGCUGCUACUCACCAGAAUAUAGUUACUGUAGUACUUUCACAUUAAUCACAGGUGAUUUGAGGGUUUGGGCUAUCUCUGAAGGUUUAAUUAAAUAGUUUUCUUUAGUCUAAUAAUCUUAUCAUGACUUCCGAGCAGGCAGGAGUCAACCUAUGUAGCCCUAUUUCAUUUGGGAGGGGUAGGGAGAAAACUAGACAGAUAAUGUUUAUUUCACUUUAGUUACCCCAGGUGAUAGUUUUGAACAUUGAGAUAAAACAAUACAGUUAGUGAUUCUCAUCUCACAAACUGUGGCUAUCACAUUUGCAACAGGAAACCUGCUCAGCUUUCAACAGCUCCUAACCCUGGCUCCUAACCCUGAUUUUCUCCAAGUGUCAUUUCACAGACUCUAUUUGACAGAGUACAAAUCGAAUGGCGAGUGCCCAAAGUAACUUCUAAGAACUGCAGUUAAGUUGCCUUUGUGCCUCCAGAGUUUGGCAGACAUGCAGCAUUGCUCUGGGUACAAUCAUUAAAUUCAUAGGCACCAAAAAUGGGGGAGAUGUCCUGCUCUGUGUGACAUUUUGAGGUGUUUUGCGUGAUAGAAACUUGCCUUGAUGAGCAGGGAAUAACAGAUGCAAGGGAAGAAUGGUCCACCAGCCUGAGCUAUCUCCUGAACACAGGGAAAAUGACACCAUGGAAUGAAGCUGCCCCAGCUAUCAUGUUCUCUGGUCACCAGCCAAUUCUGAAAGCUUUAUUUACAACACUUCUAUCUUUUCCUGGGGAUGUUCUCUCUUACCUUCUUAGAUUGUUUUGUAUUGUACUUGCGGGCUUAUGUCUUGCUACUUCUGUCACUUCUAGGUGCUUUUAAUUUAUUAAUGUAUCUUUUAAAGGCAAAUAAAGAGCAACAUGAAAAAACAAACUAGCUUUUGACUAUUUACUACUUAAAUAUAAAAGUGAACAUUGUAAGUAAAAGAACUACUUGAAUUAAUCCAAUUUCACCUCAAAAAGUGACUGAUCUUCCAAAUGACACUUCACUGCCAAUAGAUGAAAAAGAAUCUUACUGCACAUUUCAGCAUUUACCUCUUUCUGAAACAAGGCAGAUCUGCACAACCUUUCUACCUUUUAAGAAAUUUAUUGCAUUAGGCACAAGGUUUCUUUUCAUUACUCUUAGUGCUUCAUUUGUAGCCCUGCAAGGUAGUGGUGGACUAACCUCCGUGGCAGAAUAAGGAAGGACACAAAGCAGUGAGCAGUUGUUUACUGAGCCUUUCCUGUGGCAGCAAGCACACAUGUACACUCAUUCAGUGUGGUUUGUAUAAACCUCCACAGACACACAGACAUUCAGUCUUUAGAGCAUCUCAGUGCAGCUCUAUCCAGCACUGCAAACCUGAGUCAUUUAUGUGGGCAGAUUGCUUCUAAAGAAAGUACUUAGGCAAUCGGAAGCAGCCCAAAUUUCCCAUAUGGUAACUAGAAUAAGACAACAGUGGCAUAAAUCAUUCUUGAAAAUGUGAGUUAGCCAGACUCACUUGGGUCUGAAAUCUGACUGAAUUCCCAUUGGCUUCAUUAGGUUCAGUCUCCACAAUGGACUUGCAUUAAUUUCACUGAGACAGAUGUUUUUUUCAGUUCCUAUCCUAAGGAGUUAUUCAAGUUGCUUACUGUGCUUUACUCAGAGGCAGCUGUGAUGCUUUGGUGAUGACAUCACACUUGAUGAAAAUGAGCAGCAGCUAGCAGACUGUAAAACUGCAGUUUAAAAUACAACUUCUUGCCGAUAACAUGAACCUUCCUGGUCCUGGGCUACAUCCCAGUAGUUCAUAGGGACUGAAGGCUCCUACCAAGAAACAGUAUUUCAAGUGCAUAAACGUUAUCUUUUUAGUCUUUGAUUCUUUCCCAUCCUGUUUCUUUUCAACUCCGGUAACUGCCAAGACAGUGCAACACAGCCCACCUCAGCUGCCCAUCAUGCUCCAUGGACAACCAAUGUCAUACAGAUAAAAUGUACCAGCUAAAUUCAUCAGCAAAUACCUAAAAGAGAGUAGAUGUCACUGCCAGGACCACCACAAGUCAUCUGUCUUCCCUGACUGUUUUAUUCCAUAUAUAAGGCUACCUGCUUUCCAAUAUACAUUUAAAUCUGUUAGUUUUUAUUAACUAUUAUGGCUACUUUUUUUGUUUUCCUUCCUUAAAGUUGUCUUUUUCCUUUCUUAAUUUCACCUUGCUUUUGUCAAGAGUACAUAAUCCUGACUCUAAGUUGAGCUGAGCUACUUAAAGUGACCAAAGAACUGUUUCUGGGUAAAAAAAAUCUAAAAAAAAAUACUUCUGAAUUUAGAAUUCUGCUAUUUUUAUACAUACAGCAGUCAACCAUAUCCCUCCUGGAAAGUGCACAGCUGUAUCUAGAAAGGAAACACAUUAAAUGUUCCUAGUUAUUGGAUCAAAAAUGUCAAGUCACAUGUCAGCUAUAAUAUGUUUUCUGAGAGCUUCACCCUUCAUAGCAGACUGAGAAAGACACACGUGUGUGUAUAAAAUACAUACAUAAAUGACACUUACUAGAUCAGCUGAUGUAUGACUAAUCUAGGGCAAUCACAUCAGAAAAAAACAUGAUCUGGGGGUUGUUGUUGCUAGAAAAAAAAAACAACCCAAACAAUACCGGAGGGACUCAAAAUUAGGUAAAUGAGGGUGUAGAGAAACCUUUGAUUCAAAGGGAAAUAAAACAGAAACCAUAGUGCCUGAGUACUGUGGAGGGCUUCUGCCACUUCUCAAGUCUGGCAUUAGGAAUUAAUUUCUACAUGACAUCUGACUGAAAAAGACAAGACCUCAAGUUUUAAUGGCCUCAUACUCCUGCAACAUUUUCAAAUCCUCUAGACACACAUAUUUCCAGGUAGGAAAGCCCAGGCAAACUGGCAUGUGUUAUUUAUGCAGAAGGGAGGAGGAAAUGUGAAGAGCGUCCUUGUGAAAUACGGUUGCUACAUCCAGGCACACACCCAUUUCCACACUUCUCUCCCCACAGUUUGGCCACCAGCUUGUGAACAAACAGCCACAAGUUCCUUACCUAGACUUCCUUCCUCCUUCCACCAGGACAAGACAAAAAAUUGUUACUCUUGAAUCCAAAAGUCAGUGCAAAUGAUGAGCCUUCCCUCCUUUUUCUGAUAAAAUUUAGCUGCUAAUUUCAGAGGCAUCCUCAAUAUAGUAAAUACCAAAGAGUGCACUUUAUAGAGGGGCAGCUGGAUUACAGCAAUCAUCCAAAAAAGGGAAGAGAACAUCCUGAGAUGAAUGCAAGUCUGCCAAUGCCAAGGCAUUUGCUGCUGCCUUAUCAGCAGAUCAGCUGAUGAUACAGCAGUUGUAACUGCUCCUUCAGCAAGGAUGCUCACGAGUGCAGCAUAUAAACAUAACAGUGGU